AUGUCUGCAGUUUAUUCGCCGCAACAACCGCAGCAGUCUGCGCCCCCGGGUGCUGUGUUGCAACCGCCGCAGCCGUCUACGCCGACGUCUAUGCAACAGCAACAACAGCAGCAGCAACCACCGGGUGUCGGGCCCGGCGUGGGAGGAGUUGGCAUGGGCGGGCCAACAGGAGUGCCAAUGGGAGCAGGUGGUCCAAUGCAACGUGGGCCUCCGAUGGUUGGUAGCGGCGGCGGACCAGUCGGCCCACCAUCUUCCGUUGGCGGUGGCGGUAUGAUGGGUGGAGUAGCACCUCCACCCUCAGGUCAACGUGGUGGUAUGCCACCUUCACCCAGUCCAGCACAAAUACAAAAAAUACUUGAUGACAAUUGUGGUCUUAUACAAACAAUACAAGAUUUUCAAACGAUGGGCAAAGCGCAGGAGUGUAUGACUUACCACAUGGCCCUACAUAGAAAUCUCGUCUACUUAGCACAAUUAGCUGAUCCAACAAUGAAUAUAGCGCAAAUAUUGCCGCAUCCACAUGUUCUUCAACAGCAAGCAGCUCAGCAGCAAGGUCCACACGGUAUGAUGGGCGUGCCCCAACCGCCACAACAAGGUGGUCCACCAUCGGUCGCAAAUCAACAACAAAUUAGUGGAAUGCCACCAAUGUCUCAUGCGGAUGGCAAUGUUCAAACUCAAACAGGAGCUCAAAUGACCUACGGCGGUCAGGCACCGCAAUCGCAUCCAGGAAUGGCACCGAAUUCCCAACAAGCCCAACAAGGUCCCCCACAACAAGGAAUGAAUUCGCAGCAAACUGGACAGCAGCAGACACAACAGCAAGGUGUUGCCUAUAGAGGAAAUGCAACACCGCAAACAGCAAACCAACAACAGCCAGGUGCGCCAAAUUCUGGUUCGAGUCAACAACGACCAAAUGUUCAAUCUGGACAGCCGGGUCAAGGACCGCAACAGCAGCAGCAGUCUCCUUCCCAACAACAACAACAGCAACAAGGUCCUCCACCUCAAGCGCAGUAUCGUGGUGGCUACCAACAACAACAACACAGUCACUACCCUGGCUAUCCACCACAAAGUCAACCAUCAUACCAACCACAGACCGGUUACCCUUACGGACCGCCCACUCAAGGCUACGGCCCACCACCGCCUAAUGCCCAAGGAGGUUAUCAUCAUACCGGUAUGCCGCCAACGUCAUCGACAGCAGGCGGUCCUCCGGGACAACAUGCUUACGCUAACGCAAGCAGCCAGCAAGGCCCACCCGGCGCAUAUCCUCCACCACCUCCGAAUCAACAAGUUCCGCCGGGUCAACAGCCGCCACCUUCUCAAAUGUAUGGUCCACCCUCCAGUGGACAAGGUCCACCACCACCAAACCAAUACGGGCCACCACAAGCUGGCAACAAUGCACCCCCACCAAUGGCAUACGGUGGUUAUGGUGGUCCUCCGCCAAGCGGGUAUGGUCAGGCAUCGAAUGCAUUGCCCGGUGGUUAUGGGCCGCCUCCACAAAAUCCAGCACAAUCACCCUAUCCCCCACAGUCACCAUACCAACAAAGUGGUACGCCAGGAGGAUAUCCGGGGCAGACGCCGCAGCAGCCACAAACAUCGCAAGGCACAAGCGGUGGUUAUAGUUCCUCGCCAAGUCCAGGUCAAACGCCACCGCCACCUUCAAAUCAACAAGCGCCAAACACGGCUAAUCCGAAUGGACCUAAUGCCCCGCCAGUAAGUGGGCAAUCCACUUCCCCCUCUACUUCGUCAGGGAACAUUGGUGUAAAUAGUGGUCCGCCAAAUCAGCAAACACCACCUACUCAACAACAACAGCAGCAGCAGCAACAACAGCAACAACAAUACGGUAACCAACAGCCACCAGUUUCAAGUGGACCGCCACAACCACUCGGCUCUACUCCACAGCAACAACAGUCUGUUUAUUCAUCGGCCGGUGCGCCUGCAGGAGGUCCAUCACCAUAUGGAACGCCAACACAACAGCAGCAACCGCCAGGACCAAAUGGACCACCUACGGGGCCACCAAAUACUACAGCGCCGCCAAAUGGUACGCCACCAAUGCCCAAUCAACAAUAUCAACCACCACCAACAGGUCAGCCAUACGGUGCGCCGCCACCACAAGCCUAUGGCCCACCACCACCCGGUGGUGGAUAUCCAGGUCAUGGCUAUCAUCAACCACAAGGCGGAUAUGGAGCUAUCCCACAAGGACAAUAUCCACCUUCUCAAGGUUAUCAGGGAUAUAGACCAACGGGUGGACAAAUGCCACCGCCAGGCGCACCACAAGGACCGCCAGCAAACGCGUAUUCAUAUUACGGUAACCAACCGCCACAAUAAGUGAAAGCACUGCACAGGGGUGAAGGAAAGUAAUUGCGAAAUUUAUAAACUAACAAACAUAUUAUUUAUAUGCAUAUAGUCAUAUAGGGAAGUAUUAAUUUAUAUAUAUAUUCCCAUUGAUAAUGAAUUGAUAAAAGGAAACUAAAAAAGGCAAAUUCAAUAGAUUAUAUACUCAAUCUCAAAACAACGUCGAAUCGCGUUUAAAGCAUUUCAAAUUGUUGAAAACAGCGUGUUCUGUAUAGCCAAAAUGAUAAGAAAAUAAAGCAUCCAAGAUAUUGUGCUAAUUGGUUUAUGGAUUCAAAAUUUAAUAAAAUGGUUAUUUUGUAAAAUUUUAUAAAAUAUGGUCAAAUCACUCAGCCAGUAUCUCCAUUAAUAGUUUGACCAAUGAAAAUAAGCUUAAACUCUUCAUUAUGCAAUACUUAAUAAAAUUCAUAAAAAUUACAUAUGAAUUGGGCUCCAUUACAAGCGAGUUAAAUUUUCGACAUUUGGUUGAUGGAUAUUGACUAUCCUAAGAUGUAGUGAAGAUAUCAAGCGUUUCGAAAUUAAAAUUAGAUACAUUAAAUAGUUCUUGAAAAUUACGCGAUUGAAUAUGUAUUAAAGAAAAAAAACUAAAAAUAAAAAAACAAGCAGCGCGAUUUCGAUAGGCGAAAAAUCAUAUGGGAAAAUUUAGAAAUCUGAUUAAAAGUUGUUUCCACACAAUAUUAAGCAUAAAGAUAUUUAAAAAAAAAAAAAGCGUAGGUCCAAGUAAUGAAAAAUAUAUGCAUAUACAUUAAAUAUUGUUUAUAAAGCUACGUAUCCUAAUCAAAUAAUAUACGAAUACGCAUUCCCAUUAUACUUAUUACGUAAAACAUAUUGAACGGAAUGUCGGGUAUUUGAUCCGCAUACAUACAUAUAACAUAUAACAAAUAUUGAGAUGGUUGAUAAAUAUGCAACAUUAGACUUAAUCGAUAAUCUAUAAUAGUAUAUUAGUUUACGUUUGAUUGACAAGCCGAAAGGCGAAUUAAUUUUUUUUUAUUCAUGUUUAAUACCGCUACUAUCCUAAUAAAUAUGUCUAUGUGUAUGCGUCACAUUUAUACAAAA
Molecule: messenger RNA, 3399 nt
Organism: Ceratitis capitata (Mediterranean fruit fly)
Lineage: Eukaryota; Metazoa; Arthropoda; Insecta; Diptera; Tephritidae
Product: trithorax group protein osa
Exons: 3
Coding region: 1-2319 (772 amino acids)
Source: RefSeq, a predicted model, not a curated record